This is a messenger RNA of Castor canadensis (American beaver), 3416 nucleotides long. NCBI's taxonomy places the organism in Eukaryota, Metazoa, Chordata, Mammalia, Rodentia, Castoridae. The record is from RefSeq and is a predicted model, not a curated record.
UGAGGUGGGUGGGGAAGAUUAGGAUCAUGGGGGUUAGGAUGGGGAGAAGGUUCUGAAGGACAGAUCACCUCCCUGAGGCCUCCCCAUAUUCCUAGGAUGACAGCAACCCAAGAGAACCCGUUCCCCUAUGGGGACUACCUGGACUCCAGCCAGUUGCACAUGGAACCAGAUGAGGUGGACACCCUGAGGGAGGGAGAGGACCCAGCUGACCGAAUGCACCCCUUUCUGGCUGUCUACAACCUUCAGCCUCUGAAAGUGCAUCCGUUGGUGUUCGCCCCGGGGGUCCCUGUCAUAGCCCAGGUGGUGGGCACGGAAAGAUACACCAGUGGAUCCAAGGUGGGAACCUGCACUCUGUAUUCUGUCCGCUUGACUCAUGGGGACUUUACCUGGACAACCAAGAAGAAGUUUCGUCAUUUCCAGGAGCUGCAUCGAGACCUCCAGAGACACAAAGUCUUGAUGAGUCUGCUCCUCUGGCUCGCCUCACUCCAUCCCUUCCACAGCUUUGCUGUUCCCUAUUCUCCAGCCGAGGAGACAGGCAACACAGAGAUGCCCUCUCUACCCCGAGGAGGUCCUGAGGGCUCCACCAGACAUGCAGCCAGCAAACAGAAAUACCUGGAGAAUUACCUCAACCGACUCCUGACCAUGUCUUUCUACCGCAACUACCAUGCCAUGACAGAGUUCCUGGAAGUCAGUCAGCUCUCCUUUAUCCCAGACCUGGGCUCCAAAGGACUGGAAGGGGUGAUCCGGAAGCGCUCAGGUGGCCACCGAGUUCCUGGCUUCACCUGCUGUGGCAGAGACCAAGUUUGUUAUCGCUGGUCCAAGAGGUGGCUAGUGGUGAAGGACUCCUUCCUGCUCUACAUGUGCCUGGAGACUGGUGCCAUCUCAUUUGUUCAGCUCUUUGACCCUGGCUUCGAGGUGCAGGUGGGAAAGAGGAGCACAGAGGCACGGUAUGGAGUUCGGAUUGACACCUCCCAUAGGUCCCUGAUUCUCAAGUGUAGCAGCUACCGACAGGCCCGGUGGUGGGGUCAGGAGAUCACUGAGCUGGCACAGGGCCCAGGCAAAGACUUCCUACAGCUGCACCGGCAUGACAGCUAUGCCCCACCCCGGCCUGGGACCUUGGCCCGGUGGUUUGUGAAUGGGGCAGGUUACUUCGCUGCUGUGGCAGAUGCCAUCCUGCGAGCUCGAGAGGAGAUUUUCAUCUCAGACUGGUGGUUGAGUCCUGAAGUUUACCUGAAGCGGCCAGCCCAUUCCGAUGACUGGAGACUGGACAUUAUGCUCAAGAGGAAGGCUGAAGAGGGUGUCCGUGUGUCCAUACUGCUGUUUAAAGAAGUGGAAUUGGCCUUGGGCAUCAACAGUGGCUACAGCAAGAGGAUUCUGAUGCUAUUGCACCCCAAUGUAAAGGUGAUGCGCCACCCAGACCAGGUGACGUUGUGGGCCCAUCAUGAGAAGCUUCUGGUGGUAGACCAAGUAGUGGCCUUCUUAGGGGGGUUGGACCUCGCCUAUGGCCGCUGGGAUGAUCUGCAGUACAGACUGACUGACCUUGGGGAUGCCUCUGAGUCAGCCACCUCACAGCCUCCCACCCCGUGCCCAGACUCUGCAACCACCCCAGACCUCUCUCACAACCACUUCUUCUGGCUGGGCAAGGACUAUAGCAAUCUGAUCACCAAGGACUGGGUGCACCUGGACCGGCCUUUUGAAGAUUUUAUUGACAGAGAGACCACACCCCGGAUGCCAUGGCGAGAUGUUGGGGUGGUCGUCCAUGGCUCAGCUGCCCGGGACCUUGCGCGGCACUUCAUCCAGCGCUGGAAUUUCACCAAGACCACCAAGGCCAAAUACAAGACACCCAUGUACCCAUACCUGCUGCCUAAGUCCACCAGCACUGCAAACCAGCUCCCCUUCACACUCCCAGGUGGGCAGUGCACCACUGUGCAGGUCUUGAGAUCUGUGGAUCGCUGGUCAGCGGGGACUUUGGAGAACUCCAUCCUUAAUGCCUACCUGCACACCAUCAGGGAGAGCAAGCACUUCCUCUACAUUGAGAAUCAGUUCUUCAUUAGCUGUUCAGAUGAGCGCACGGUUCUGAACAAGGUGGGAGAUGAGAUUGUGGACAGAAUCCUGAAGGCCCACAAACAGGGCCAAUGUUUCCGAGUCUAUGUGCUUUUGCCCUUGCUCCCUGGCUUUGAAGGAGACAUCUCCACAGGUGGUGGUAAUUCCAUCCAGGCCAUUCUGCACUUCACUUACAGAACCCUGUGUCGUGGGGAAUAUUCAAUCCUACAUCGUCUCAAAGCAGCCAUGGGAACAGCGUGGCGGGACUACAUGUCCAUCUGUGGGCUUCGCACACAUGGAGAGCUGGGAGGGCAUCCAGUCUCAGAGCUCAUCUAUAUCCACAGCAAGAUACUCAUUGCUGAUGACCGGACAGUCAUCAUUGGUUCUGCAAACAUCAAUGAUCGGAGUUUGCUAGGGAAACGGGACAGUGAACUGGCUGUGCUGAUUGAGGACACAGAAAUGGAGCCAUCCCUCAUGGAUGGAGCUGAGUACCAGGCAGGCAGAUUUGCCUCGAGUUUGCGGAAGCACUGUUUCAGUAUUAUUCUUGGGGCAAAUGCCCGGCCAGACUUGGAUCUCCGAGACCCUGUCUGUGAUGACUUCUUCCAGUUGUGGCAAGAGACAGCAGAGAACAAUGCCAAUAUCUAUGAGCAGAUCUUCCGCUGCCUGCCAUCCAAUGCUACGCGUUCCCUGCGGACUCUCCGGGAGUAUGUGGCUGUGAAGCCCCUGGCGGUGGUCAGCCCUCCCUUGGCCCGGUCUGAGCUCAACCAGGUCCAGGGUCACCUGGUUCACUUCCCCCUCAAGUUUCUGGAGGAUGAGUCUUUGCUGCCCUCGCUGGGGAGCAAGGAGGGCAUGAUACCCUUAGAGGUGUGGACGUAGCUGAGGCUUCAGCCAAGGAGAGGUGACCGGCUGCUGGGCUCUACCAUGUCUUACUUCCUGCCCCAAACCCUGAGGACUGAGGGCAGUGCCCUUGGAGCUCUAGGGCGGUGGGUAUCCCUGAAGGAGACUAGAGAAGUCACAGAGGACCCUUACUUGAGAAGUAGCCAAAGGGGGCAUCCUUGGGCCUGGCCUGGGGAGACAGGAGAAGGUCCAAAGGAGGCUCGUCCUUUUGCUGUCUGGUUUAAGCCACUACUCCAGAAGAGAAGCCUACCUCCCGCCAGGAGGCCUGGGGGUUCAACCUCUUAUUCCUGGAGGAGGGGAUGCUGUCCUGGGCCUUUCUCUUCUCUCCCUCCUCUUCCUGCCCUUAAGUCCCCUCCCUGCCCCAGGGCCUUACCCAGCCCAUUACUGCCAGGAUGGAGGGAAGGAUGAAGCCACUUCAGGCUGCAAGCUCCUGUGGGGGUGGGAAAGGCACACUAACUUCUCCCACCAGCCUGCUG